Messenger RNA from Monopterus albus (swamp eel), 4550 nucleotides. It is a transcript of the gene mttp, whose product is annotated as microsomal triglyceride transfer protein. Lineage: Eukaryota; Metazoa; Chordata; Actinopteri; Synbranchiformes; Synbranchidae. Gene Ontology annotation, biological process: cholesterol homeostasis; lipid transport; lipoprotein metabolic process. The record is from RefSeq and is a predicted model, not a curated record. Bases 1170 to 3830 code for a protein of 886 amino acids. Gene Ontology annotation, molecular function: lipid binding. The transcript is spliced from 18 exons. Gene Ontology annotation, cellular component: basolateral plasma membrane; Golgi apparatus; endoplasmic reticulum.
GAUUAAAGGAUCGUUAACUGCAACUUCAAGCACCUGAUUCAUUCUGGGAAUGUAUGGGCCUUAAGUGGUGUUCUGGCCGACACACCGAGGUGACCAUAGUGUCAUAAGGACUGACCAGUGCCACAGACAUUUGGAGUUUUCCUCACUCACAAGACUUGUGUUACAAAUGGUGAAUACACAGCAGACCUUUAAAUCAGAUGUACUGUAGGAUCUUACUAUGUUAUAACGGUGUGAGAGGUAAUUUAUUUAAUCUAUGUCAAUCAAAUAAAGACAGUAGAGUAAAUCUGAAACAGCAUUAAAAGGAUUAAAGGAGCAAUCAGUUGAAAUGGCUCCUCUCUCAGGGGAAAUAUCAUGGGACCCUUAAUCACCCACCCAUUCAUUCAUACUGUAUGAUGAUUAAAAGCACCUUUGCCAUUGACAGAUGGAAGAUUGUGUCCAGAAACCUGAUACAUUUGCUUCAGUGUCAUAUAACCAAUCCACAGAAUUUGGUGGGAGUUAAAAUGUUGCAUACAUUGUACACAGACUGAGUUACAUCUGGAUUUUGCCAGACUUUUGCUCCUCCUGAGACGCUGUAAUUUGAGCUCAGAGGGCUGGUUUCUCUGACAGACUGACCUUAUUUCCCCCAACCAGGACACAAGAACAAAGUACCGACUGUUCAUCCUGAGAAGAAACGAGGUGAAAGACGUCUAACAUGAGGACAUGUCUCUACCACGUCUUGGUAAAUAGACUAAAAACGCUCUUUUCCAUAAAUGUUAUGAUUUUAUUUCUAUCAAAAAACAACAUUACUCUAUUGUUUAGCCACUUGUCAGGACGCGUACUUGAAGUCCCCACUCAAGACGUUCAGUCUCACCUUUCGCUUGAUGAAUUGAAUCAAUCGGAUAAUUCAGUUUAACUGAUUGAUUAAUCACAUGCCCGCGCGGGGAUGCGGCUACUGUGCCGCUGCACUGGAAGGGGGCGUCAGGCUGCAUCUAUCAACAAGUUCCUGUCAAAUCUCUGCUGCACGGGUUAAUAAUUUAACCCGGUUAUUAUCUCGUACUUAGUACUUCAGCGUGGAGUUUGGAGUCUGCCCUCCCCUAUUAGGAGAAGCUUGGACUUGCUUUGCCUUUCUUUGUGCCUCUGACUCUGCUGUGUGGGGUUUCAUUCAUCUGGCUGCAGGGAGAGGACGCACAAUGUUAAUUCUUGUUGUGUUCUUGCUUUGUACAGCCUCCUCUGUCUCAGCUUCUGCCAAAGGUGGUGCUGCUGGACCCCGGCUGAACAACAACCAGCUGUACAAAUUCAUCUACACCACUGAGGUGCUGGUGGACAGGGCUAGUGGGUCAAAAGAGGGCAGUGCUGGCUACAAGAUCUCAAGCCAUGUGGACGUCAACCUUGUGUGGAGGGAUCCCAGCAGCAAGGAUGACCAACUCAUUCAGUUGGCGAUCUCCAAUGUAAAGCUUGAGCCUGUGUCCCAUCAACCUGAGAAGAAGGAUGUCCUGCAUGGAUCCACAGCCGAAAGUGUUUUGGGGAAGACCAAACUAGCUGCUCUGACAAAACCAUUCUUUUUGCAUCUGAAGAAUGGAAAGGCUAAAGCAUUUUAUUCCUACUGGGCUGAACCUGCAACCAUCAAGAACCUAAAACGAGGACUGGCCAGUUUACUGCAAGUACAGCUGAAUACUGGGAAGGUUAUAGAGAAUGAUGUUUCUGGAAGGUGCACAGUGGAAUACAGGGCAGUAAAAGGUCAAGUGACAAGAACAAAGAUCCUGGAGACAUGUAAGACUGAAGAGACUGGAUUCACCACACACACUCAGGUCUUGGGUGUGAGCAGGAAGUCCAGUUCUGUUACAGUGUUCACACUUAAAGGUGGUUUUAUCCAGUCAGCCGUGGCUGAAGAAACACACUCGCUGGCUGUUAACGCUCGGAGAUCUGCUGCAGUUAAAGUUGUGUCCAGGCAAACCCUCACAUUGGUAAGUACGGAGGCUGGGUCGUUUGAGGCUGCUGGGAAAGAUGUUGCUGGUGUUGUCAAGUCAAUUGAUGCCAAACUGGCAGCUGUAGGUGUUGCGGCUGAGAAGGUCAAAUCCCAGUGCAAAGGCUGUCCUUCACUUUUUGAACAUUGGCAGGCUCAUCAGAAGCAGCUGGAGCCAGCAAACCUGUCCAAAGCCAUGGCUCCUCGCAGCUUCCUGGCCAUCAUCCAGAGCAUUAGGAAGGCGUCCAAGGAUGAGAUCCUCAAAGUGCUGAAGAGUGCCAGCAAGACCUCUCUACCUCAGGUGGUGGAUGCUGUGACCUCUUCCCAGACCGCUGCAUCUCUGCAUGCCAUGCUUGAUUUCCUUAACUUCACUGAUGCUAAAGGUUUGGUUCUGCAGGAGAGGUUUCUCUAUGCAUGUGGCUUUGCGUCACAUCCCAAUGAGAAGAUGCUCCAGGCUUUGUUGGAUAUCUCCAAGGGAAAGAUUGGCAGCACUGAUAUCAAAGAAUCUCUGGUGAUCAUUAUGGGAGCCCUGGUCUACAAACUGUGUCAGAAAGGAGGAUGCAACUUACCAACAGUGGUGCAGGUGAAGAAACUGAUUUUAGAGGGUCCUGACAGUACACGGGUUGAGUCUGAGGUCCAGAUGUACCUUCUUGCUCUGAAAAACUCAAUGCUCCCCGAGGCCAUUCCCAUCUUUACCAAAUACGCAGAGUCAGAAGUCGGAGCUUACAGCACCAUCGCUCUCACCGCCCUACAGAGAUACAAUGCCAAUCUCAUCACUGAUGAGGUCAAACAGACAGUGAACAGGGUUUACCACCAAAACCAACGCAUCUAUGAGAAGAAUGUGAGAGCUGCUGCUGCUGACAUCAUCUUGAGUAGCAACCCCUCAUACAUCGAGGUCAAGAAUCUGCUUCUGUCUAUUGGAAACCUGCCCCACGAAAUGAACAAGUACAUGGUGUCUAAGAUCCAGGACAUUCUCCGCUUCGAAAUGCCUGCCAGCAAAAUCAUACAGCGAGCUUUGAAGGACAUGAAUACACAUAACUAUGACCGUUUUGCUAAAACUGGGUCAUCAUCUGCAUUCUCAGGAUUCAUGGCACAAUCUGCUGAUGUGACCUCCACGUACAGUUUGGACAUCCUGUAUUCAGGCUCAGGAAUCUUGAGGAGAAGCAAUAUGAAUAUUUAUGGUGCUAGUAACGGAGCAGUGCUACAUGGACUACAGGUUGCGAUCGAGGCCCAGGGUCUGGAGUCCCUGAUCGCUGCCACACCUGACGAGGGAGAGGAGGACCUGGAGUCGUUUGCUGGAAUGUCGGCUCUGCUGUUCGAUGUCCAGCUCAGACCUGUUACCUUCUUCAAGGGUUACAGUGACCUCAUGUCCAAAAUGUUCUCCAUGACGGGGGAGCCCAUGAAUGUAGUGAAGGGUCUCAUCCUACUGACUGAUCAUUCUGAAGUCAUCCAGCUGCAGUCUGGUCUGAAGGCUAGUGCAGAGUUUCAGGGAGGGUUAGCCAUUGACAUUUCUGGAGGCAUGGAGAUCAGUCUGUGGUACAGAGAGUCCAAAACCAGCAUCAACAACAGGGGAGCACUAGUGGUCACUGGUAAUGUUACUGUGGAUAUGGACUUCAUGAGGGUGGGUGUGGAGGUCAGCUUUGAAACAGAGGCAUCUCUGGACUUCAUCACCACCGUCCAGUUCUCUGAAUAUCCCUUCCUGGUAUGCAUGCAGAUGGACAAAACUACCUUCCCCAUUAGUGAAUACCUGAGCAAGUAUGAGAGCCUAUCAUCAGGAAAGAGCAUCAUGUCACGUAAGAGCCGGAAGCAGCUCAUCCCCGGCUCUGAAUUCCCUCUUCACCAGGAAAACUCAAACAUGUGCAAGAAGGUGUUUGACUCCAGCUGGUAGAGAUACCAAGAAAUAUCCAAGGAGCGAGUCUUCAUUCUUAUGGGCAUGUUAUUGUCACUCAGAGAGAGUUCAUUGCAUUCAGGGACAACUAUUAACUCAGCUUCAAGCAGUGAAAGACAGAAGAGAGAAACAGGGUGAAUAUUUUUUUUAACAACACAUGCAAUGUUUACAUUCCUGUGAGUAUUUAAGUCCAUUUAAUUUGACAUUUUGUUUGAAAUCAGGAAUUCUUGCAUUGUCUUUUUAUGGAUUUCUUUGAAAGUGUAUUUAUGAUGAGCACAUAUGUUUUAUUUGAUGCAUAAUACUCAGCACAAAUAGUUCCACUCUAAUCUCCCCCAGCGCAGUUACAGUAACGAUGUACAGUACUGUACAUGUAAAUAUCACACUGUGGCUUAAUUUUCCCAUGAAUAGAAAUGCUCCUGUUUUUUAAUUAAUGUGUUAACUACCAUUUAUUGCUUUAUGUCACUGUAUCGCUGUUUAUACUCCUGAAAACCUUGUGUACCUGUACCACAGUAAUGUAUCCAUUGAUUCCAUUUUUAUAAUCACAGAGAAAGUGCUUGCAUUGUAUUUACAUUGUAUGUGCAAGAUAGAAAAUGAAAAUAUUAUCUAUAAAAGUGAAUCUGUCAAUACUUGAAUAUAUUUUUUGUAUGAUGCUAUAAUUGCUCUGUCUGAAAAUGUCUGGGUAGUAAGAAUUUUGAGCCACUCUCAUGUUAUUAGAUUUGU